Messenger RNA from Aureobasidium subglaciale EXF-2481, 1350 nucleotides. RefSeq names its product carbohydrate esterase family 1 protein. Gene Ontology annotation, molecular function: feruloyl esterase activity. The coding region runs from base 1 to 1350 and encodes 449 amino acids. The record is from RefSeq and is a predicted model, not a curated record. NCBI's taxonomy places the organism in Eukaryota, Fungi, Ascomycota, Dothideomycetes, Dothideales, Saccotheciaceae. The transcript is spliced from 2 exons.
AUGGGCACCUACACUACAGCGUUGAAUACAUACAUUUCAGCAAAUAGACUGGGCGACGCUGUGGCAGCAUCCCAGAGCAGUGUCGCUUCAACAUUGGUCACUUCCACGACGACAUCUUCAUCGACUCCUGUGUCGACCGUAGCACUUGCAGCUUCGACAAGUCUGUGUCCUUCCUCAAACUUCACCUCUUUCGCCGACUCGGCUGGCGAUGAUUGGCAGAUUCUUUGCGGCUUCGACACCAGUCCCGGAUCUUUCGGUUCGGUAUCCGCUGCCAGCUUGCCAGCAUGCAUUCAAGCGUGCAAGACAACGACAAAUUGUAACGCGGUAACUUACAUCGGAACCUCGUGCUACUUCAAAAAAGCCUUUGCCUCUCUGAUUACGAAGUCUUCGGCAAGCAGCGCAUUCUUGAUCAACUCACAAAACUAUCCGAUACCAGUGUCCGGAAGCGGUGCAGCGAGUUCUGGAUGCGGUAAGGCUUUGCCAGCCGGUGUUCAGCUUGGAGGUAAAUCGACCACUUUCCAGCUGACGUCGAAUGGCCAAGUCCGGUCGUUCAAUGUGCAUGUGCCCACUUCUUACAAAAACAAUCAAGCAGCGCCGUUGGUCGUUGCGUAUCAUGGACGCUCCAAUAACCAGCUCUCAGUUGAGAGCGACUCGCAGCUUUCGAGCGAAUCUUGGAACCCUUUUGCCAUCGCUGUUUAUCCUCUCGGUGCCAAUCUGGAAUGGCAGGGAGAUCCAGACACAGUUGGUGGCUCGCCUUACUACGACGACCUGGCGUUCACCGAUGAUUUGCUCGAUUACAUCUCAACCCGCUACUGUGUUGACACAAGCAGAACCCUCGCAGCAGGAUUCUCCAACGGCGGAGGCUUCGUCGGUACUCUUGCGUGCGAUUCAACACUAUCCAAAAGAUUUAGCGCUUUUUCUGUAAACUCUGGCGCUGAGUACACUAAUACCACAGGCACUUGCAACCCUCCCUCCGUACUUACGAACACGCUUGUGCAAUCAGUCUGCUCGCCAGAUCGUGCGGACGUCCCGAUGCUUGAGUUUCAUGGCGAUGCUGAUGGCACGAUUCCUUAUCCCGGUGGCCCUCGGCGAGGAUACUGUCUUCCAUCAGUGUCGCACUGGGUGACUGACUGGGCUCUCCGCGACGGCCUGUCAGCAACCAACGUCACUACGUCUUUGGCCAGUGGGAAAGUGACAAAAUACGAGUUUGGGGCUUCGAAGGGUGUGCAAGGGUUGGUUACUCAUUACAAGGUCGCCGGAUGGGGACAUUCUUGGGCAAGUAUCAAUGCUGGAGCUCCGAUUGAUGCUACGCCGAUUAUUAUGGACUUCUUUUAUCGUCAUUCUGGUUGA